Messenger RNA from Cherax quadricarinatus, 1863 nucleotides. The record is from RefSeq and is a predicted model, not a curated record. NCBI's taxonomy places the organism in Eukaryota, Metazoa, Arthropoda, Malacostraca, Decapoda, Parastacidae.
GCUACUUACAUGUUGAUGACUAUUACAGCAGCAGCUCAGAGUGGUGGCUAUGCUGGUGCUCCUCCACAGCCACAGUUUCCCCCUCCACCAGGAACUGCUCCAUCAAUACCUUCAGCCUUGGAUUUCAACCAACCUCCACCAGGUUUUCCUCCAGGCCUACCUUUAGUAGAUUUCAGCAAACCUCCACCAGGAUUCCCAGUUGAGGAGCAGAAAGAAAACCUUGUACCAACUGUGCCAUACUAUGAACUACCUGCUGGACUCAUGGCACCACUGGUCAAGAUGGAACACCACAAGUACAUGCCACUGAACCCCUCUGACUUGAGACUUCCUCCUCCAACUCCACCGAGUGAUAGGUUGUUGAGAGCCGUUGAGAAUUUCUAUGCCCCACCAUCUCACGAGAAACCUCGGAACAGUGAGGGCUGGGAACAACUAGCUUUGUAUGAUUACUACAAAGAAAAAAGUCAGUCUGUUAAACGCAUUGAGAAGGAAAUUAAUGAUGGGUUGAGAGAACGUUCACGAUCACCGUCCCCUGUUGUUAUUGAGCCACCGCCAGAAGAGGAGGAAAGACCUUGUGAUCAACCAAUCAGGAGAUACAGAUCAGAAAGUCCAGAAAAAGUUGAGGAGAAGCUAAAAUCUCGCUCCCGCUCACGUUCACGAAGUCCAAGUCCGUUACGACGAAGUACAUCCAGUCAAAGAUCUCGGUCACACUCUCCAUCUCGUACACCACCUCGAGUUCACAGACGAUCACUUUCCAAAUCACCAAGAAGAUCCCGCUCCAACUCACGGUCCCCCAGAACAAGAAGCAGGUCAAGGUCCAGAUCUGGAUCUAGAUCCAGGUCCAGAUCCAAGUCUCCCAGAUCCUCUCCUGCUCGAGUACCAUUCAACAGGUCUCCUUCACGAAGCCCGACUCCCCCUUCUUUCAUGGGAGGUGCUUUUCCUAAGUUGGAGCAGCGAUUGGAUGAAAGCAAUAAGGGUCAUCAGAUGCUGAGAAAGAUGGGAUGGGGAGGCUCAGGUCUAGGAGUUAAGGAACAAGGGAUCAGUGACCCAGUUGCAGCUGCAGAUGUCCGAGAUACACCACAAGAAAGAUUCCGAGGCCUGGGAGUACCAAGUGCUCAGACAGAUCCAUACGAGGCUUUCCGAAAAAAUAAAGGUCAAGCAUUUAUCAAUCGAAUGAAAGCAAGAGCAGAAGAAAAGUUUUAAAAAUAUUUUUAAUGGGUGAUUAAUAUUGUGUAAGAGCAGAAAAUACAUUAUAGUUGAGAAAAUAAUUGGAUUUUCAUAAUCUUGAAUUUAUUCUUCUCAAAUAUUGUUGUACACUAGUACAGUAUUAGUUUUGUGGAUUCCUAAGAUAAAAGUAAGGUUUCAGCUUAACUGUAAGAUCAUCAGGAUGAUUUUAACAAUGUUCAAAUAUUGUUAUAGCUGACUGCUUUUAUAUUAGUUGAGAAAAUUUUAAGAACAUGAAAAACCACUAUAAUUUAUAAAGUAAACCAGCUGUGUUUGAAACAUUGCUGUUAUUUAGUUGUCAUACAACUUGUUUUCUUAUUCAAAUAUGUUGUACUGAGAUAUUCUGUACAGCAGCACUAGAGUAUUAUUAAAACCAGUCAGACAAACUAGUUCAUGUUAUUUAUUUUGCCAUUCAAGUGCAUGCAAUGCUUGCUAGAAAUAAGCAUGGGCACAAAUUUUUAUUUGCAUAUUUUGCAUGAAAAUAGAAGCAACUCAUCUUUGUGAGUAUAAUCUGCUAUUGUAUUAAUGAAUUACUGGUUGUAAUUAAUGCAGUCUUUCUUCAUAUUUGUGAAUACAUAAUUCAGUUGGUAAACACUAAUUUCAGUACUGCUCUGUUACCUGAUAAUAAAGCACUUAAUUAAA